UGGCAGAACUAACCUAUGUGGAUUUCAUAAUUCAUAGUAAAAUUCGAAUUUAGUUUUUGGUAUCAUUUUAUGUUGAUUCAACGUAAUUAUAUUAAUGUAGAAUUAAAAACUAAAUCAUUGAGAAUAUAUAUAUAUAUAUAUACAUAUGUAUAUAUUCAUUGUUAUUAUAUGAAGAUGAAGUUUCGGAAUCAAAUGCUAAUUGGUGAAGUGUAUACAGUUUCAUUUUAAGCACGUGAGUGAAAAAAAAAGCUGCCUUAAAACGUUCGAUAUGGCAAAACUUUAUUCGUAUUAUACGUUAUGUCCUCUUAUCGACCAACAGAAUUUGUUAGGUGUCGAAAGAGAUUCAGAAAGUGGAUGUGCAAUCGUAACAUUAGGAAGAAACAUUGUAAUCCGGUAUAAGUUGCAGGAUUUAAAGCAAUUAAGUAGCUGGACUAGUAAAGAUCGUUUGACGACACAAGUUAUUUAUGAUGAAACAAAGUGUCAAUACGCCGCGGUAUUUAAUGAAAAAAAAAUACGUCUUUGGACGGCCGAUGAAACGGAUUUAAAUAGCAUCAAGGGCUAUAAAUUUCAGUCCCCUUUGCAUACCAUUCUUACACUUGAAGAUUGUCCACCUAUAUUGGUACGCAAAGAUGGAGCUACUGCUUCAUUAGAAAAAGCUAUAGAAAACAGAAAAUCUUGGUCCAAAGAAGGAAUAUUAAAAGUCAAUGAGAAAAUAUUGGAUUGUUAUUUGAUCCGCAUUAGUGAUCAAAUAAAUUUGUGUAUAUUAACUAACCUUGAAGGAACAUACAAUUGUGUUAUAGUUAAACUGAACAAUGAAACCUAUUCUGAAGAAUCAGAUUGUGUUAAAAGACUGGAGUUAAAGAGAAAAUCAGAAGAAUUAGUUGGCCAUACUGUAUUACAAGCUAAAAAUAAAGCUUGUCUUCUAACGCUAUGGUCACAUGGUCGAUUGUAUAGUCAUCCUUUAAUGGAAAUUAAUAGUGAAUCUACUUUAAGUACCUUAAUUGGUAUUAUUAAUAAUAUUAAUACUAAACAUCCAGUAGUUAUGACAUCUCUAAAUGAGGGAACUGUGGCAAUUUAUGGGGCUGAUGUCUCUGAAGAAGGAGCUAUAUUAAUGAUUUAUAAUGUACAGUUCAAACUAAUACAAGAUGCUCAGAAAUUGAAAUUGUAUACAAGAGAUGCAAAGCUGUGGAAAAUUGAGGACAAGUUGUUACUUGCUGCUAAUAGACAUUUAGCAAUUGCUCCCUAUCACCUUGCACCUCAGAAAAUAGCAACUUUACUUGGAUCAUCUUUGCGUUUCAAAAACGAUGAUGAGAGUAUUGAUGAUAAUGAGAUCAUGGUAAUACAAGAAUCAACAGUUGCGCAGUGGGAAAAGAAUGAAACAACUUUGAUUAAACCAAGACAGAAACCUACGAAAAAACUUUUUAAGCAAAUAUCAUCUUACAUAAAAGAAGGAUUAAGCGAUGCCGCAAUACAAGAAAUAUUAAUUCCGGAGUUGAUCGAGUCGAAAGACGUUGAAUCAAUUAUAUGGUGUUUAAAUAAUAUGAAAGAUUUGCCAGAGAAGUUAUUGAUCGAUCUCCUAAUAUUUUCGUUAAGAAAUCCUGAUGAAACUUUUCUACCAUUACAAAAUGGCACAACUGAGGAUUUAUCGACUGUCAAAAAUUUACAUUCAAGAAAUGAUUUUCUUGACAAAAUUUUUAGUCUUACUUAUUCUGAUAUUUCUUUAUCAUCUUAUCUUAAGAGUGGUUUAAAUUUUGAUGAAAUACUUCGAUUAUUACAAUACUUAAUCCAAAAAUUAGAUUCUCAAGAUUUUUGUUAUGAUAUUGUACAGGAACCAACUGAAAAACAGUUAUAUGAAUGGUCUAGUCUUUUGUUAGAGUCCCAUUAUCAACACUACAUACUAUCACGAGAUCCAGAAGUAUCAAUGCUACUUAAUAAACUUAGUUAUGUUUUAGAUGAUCAUUUACAAGUAUUCAAAGAUAUGGAAAAUAUGAGGCCCAUUUUGAAAAGAACAAUUAGUGGCAAAUCAUCGAAAUUAUUACAAAAGAAUCGUAACAAAUUUUAUACGAUAGAAGAAAUAAAACUCUACUAAAAUACAA
Messenger RNA from Frieseomelitta varia, 2096 nucleotides. RefSeq names its product nucleolar protein 11. The transcript has 4 exons. Gene Ontology annotation, biological process: maturation of SSU-rRNA. Gene Ontology annotation, cellular component: nucleolus; nucleus. NCBI's taxonomy places the organism in Eukaryota, Metazoa, Arthropoda, Insecta, Hymenoptera, Apidae. The record is from RefSeq and is a predicted model, not a curated record. Gene Ontology annotation, molecular function: RNA binding. Bases 269 to 2089 code for a protein of 606 amino acids.